GGUCAUCCACAAUGUUUUUACUUAGCAGUUCCUUAGAAGACAGUAAGGUUUCCUUUACAGAUCCAUAUGGUAAAUAAAUGUUCUGUUUGAGCCUGUUCACAGAGGCCGUCGAACAAUGCUACAGAUCAUAAUUUCAUAAGCUGUCCGUCCUAAGUGACAGAUGGCAAAUUUCCUACGUGUAGUUCAAUAUAAACGUUUGCUGGUUCUUUGAGAAUGUAGCACAUGCGUGCACUAUUUUGAUCAUAAUCACGCCUCACUUCUAAUAUCUGCCCCUCAGUGACUGUCAAGGGCAUGACCCAGACUGUGGGUGGGUGGCACAGGGCUGUGAUGAGAAUAGGGAGAGAGCAGGAGCCUGAGGGAUUUCAUGAGACAGUCUGACACCCCUCUAGAGCGUCUGGCUGACUGUGUCUGCUGGAUGACUUUUCGGGGGAGAGAUGAACAGAUGUGUCUUCAUCUCAGAUAGGACACAGAGAAACAGUUCCUCUGAUGGAGCUUAGGGAACCAGUGCAUUUAUUAAGAUUACUCAAAGGAGCUCGACUGACUCAAAAUCAGCUGCACCCUGGAAAAGCCCGUCUAUGCUAUCAGAAGGGGACAUCCCUGGAGCUCCCUGCCCAACUUCCAGGCACUGCUGGUCUUCCUUUCAGCAAUUUACUGCUUGUCUGAGGCAGUCUGAGGAGCCUCCCUCUUGGAAAGAAUGUUUCAGUUUGGAGAGAAGAGUUGUUUUAAGUCAGCCUUUUUCUUUUCUUUUUCUUUUUUAAAAGAUUUAUUUAUUAUUAUAUCUAAGUACACUGCAGCUGUCUUCAGACACUCCAGAAGAGGGCAUCAGAUCUCCUGAAGGAAGGUUGUGAGCCACCAUGUGGUUGCUGGGAUUUGAACUCAGGACCUUCCGAAGAGCAGUCAGUGCUCUUAACUGCUGAGCCAUCUCUCCAGGCCCGAUACUUUUUCUUAAAAUUUGUUUUAUUUAUACGUAUGUCUGCAAGAGUGGACACACCCGUGUGAAGACAGAAGAGCUCGUUCGAGCCCUUGGAUCUGGAGUUGCUGGCAUUAGUAGGAGGAUGGGGGCUUGUUACUGAACCACCUCUCAAGCCUCCCCUAACAGUUUCCUUUCAGGAAAUUUAAAGAGUCCAUCACCCCGUUCCCCUUGCCUCAAAACACAAUGUAAACUACAAAUUUUGACAAAGGCCUGAUUGCAGAUGUUGAAAAGCAAUGACUUCCAUUUAUGUGGGUCAUAGGUACAUAGGCACUUAGAAGGGCAUCAAAAAUGUGUGUGUGUGUACACGUGUGUACCUUUUAUUAAAAAGAUAAAUAAACUAGGUUUGGAAAAUUGAAAAUUCUUGGCAUAAAAAAGCCCAGGAAAGCUUGUCUAAGACAUGUUCUUUCCCAAAUUUUUGUUUCUCAGUAGGGAUCUUGAGGCUCCUGUUAGGUCCCAAACCCAGGACAAAUGGCUGAGGUGCCCAUUCAACAUAUCAAAAUUGACCUGAGGGCCAGGUUCUCCCAGCAUUCCUCAGUCCCUAUCUGUUACAGGGCGUGGCUGGCACACCCUACUCCAUACCCUAAAGUUCUCUAGCCCAGAGGAUUAGACUUCCCUUCCCCCAACUGCCCUUCCCUACAGCCAUUUUCGUUACCUGGUCUUCUUAUCUACUCUCUAGGCCCUGGCUGACUCUCUUGGCUGGAAGCUGCUCUCCUCUCUCUCUCUUCCCCUCUCUCAGGGUCACGUCCACUCUGGACUCUCCCAGAUGUCCCUGCCUUUGGCUAUGCUCUCCUACAUCUAUAUAAUAAACCUUCUCCGCCAUACUUAGGAGCAAUCCUCUCUCUCUCCUCCAGUUCCUCCCUCCCUCCCGCCUCGGUCUCUGUCUCCCUCCUUCCCCAGCUCCUAAGCACUGUGUGGUCUUAAUGGCUUUUGAAUUCCAUCUUAGGCUUCCGAGCAGAGUGUUGAUUCCAUUGUGGCUGACUUCGAAGGAAAGUCACUACUUUGGGACACAUUGCAAUGGAGGAAAGAGAGUUGGGGGCUGGUGCAACAUCCUUCUUUUUGAUUUGCAGGUGCACAGCAGGUACUUGGUCAUUAAGCUGGGACAGACAAGCUGAAUCAGUUGAUUUUUAACCACCCAGACAGUACUAGACACUCUGGUGCUUUCUAUUUAAAGGCAAACAAAAUGUUCUUCCUGUUUUCAUUUCUAAUUUACCACCGCACUCAACAUUUAAAUUUAAGGAACAAACGGCCUUCCUUUUUGUUUUUUUUUUUUUUUGAGACAGUGUCUUUCUUUACAGCUAUGGUUGUCCUGAAUUUACCAUGCAGACCUAGCUGUUCCUCGAACUCACAAAGAUCUUGUCUCUGCCUCCCCCGUGCUGGAAUUAAAGGCACGGGCCACCACGCCCAGCUCCAAGGAAAAGACUUCUAGGAGUGGCAAAUUUCUCUUAUUUAAAGUAGCCUCCUGCGUUCCUGAACAUCGAAGGAUUAAAUGAAGGGCUUGCUAGAGAAACUCCCUAUCUGGAACGUGGGAAGAUUCCUACGGUGGCUAAUAAGACAUCUCCAUCGUUUGCAUAUGUAAAGGACAAACUUAAACUGGAAUUUGGUAUUUCACGUUGUGCCUCACAAAAAAUGAGCUUUUAUCAAAGAACUAGGCAGCCGGGUUUCAAGUGGGUGGGUGUGUACUCAGCGCGGGCGCGGAGUUGGUUUUGUUCCCAGUAGAGUUGACUCCAGCAAUGGCGACUCACGGCCACACCGGGGCAGCCUCUCCUAGGCUGGCCGCCCAGCCAGGAAAAUCUCUUGGGCGAGCUGAAGCUGUUAGCCAAGUCUGGCCUGCCAUAGCUGCCAAGAAUUUAAAGGGGGUCUAGAAACAAGCAUCGUCGCUCUCUUUUAGAGCUCCUGGAGACUCUGGAUAGGAAGAGAAAAAAAAGAGAGAGAUAAAAACGGACAUAGUGGCUUUGUUGUUGUUUCACGGGGUCUUCAUGGUCCCCCAAGGUCCAGUUCACCGGGUCCCAAGGCAGAGAGAAGCCGGGCAAGAGGAGGGUCAGCCCGGCAGGCCCAGCCCGCCAGGGCGCGCCCCAGCUCAGUGCUCUGUGCCGGGUGACCCAGGAGGCGCGGGGGUGGGGUGGGCGUGGGGCGAAACACCACCACCCCCGCGGCCCGCCCCCCAGCCCGGCCUGUGAUUGGCUUGGGGGGCGCAAGUGCCCGCCCCGGCGAGCGGGAGGGUCCCCGUGGGCGCCGGGCGGCGCAGGCGGGGCGGGGAGAGCCGGCCGGGCGGAGCAGGCGAGGGGCGGGCGCGCGGGUCCCGGGGAUCGCCGAGCGGGCUUGGGGAGGCCGGGAGAGCCAUCGGCGGGGGCGGGAGCCCGGCGGGCUCAGCGCAGAGCAGGGAGAGCUCCGGGCCAGUCGCCGUUCGGCGCGCUCUCGGGAGCCGCCAGUCCGCGCGUCCCCGCAGCCUUCCGGGAGGAAGCGGCGCCGCGGCCGGGUGCAGCCUCACCUGCCGGCCCUUCCCCGCCGGGCGGCGCAGAAGGACAGAGGGUCGCGGCUCCGCGACGCACUUCAGCCAGUCGCAGCGUCCAGGACCCUGCGCGGGGCGCCGGCUCCAUGGCGACCGGGCUUGGGGAGCCUGUCUACGGACUUUCGGAAGAGGAGGUGAGUUCCUGCCCAGAGCGCUGUGCGGAGGGGACGGGGCCCACUCCACUGUGAGCGUCCCCUGCCAGCCGGGGCUCCAAGAUUCCGGGUGACCCCGAGCGGUCCCGGGCGGUGGGUGGCUGGUUCUCCCUCUUCACCCCGGAGGUGCGCUUCUCCGGCCUGGGCUCUCGGGGUGGGCAGAGGCCGCGUGCGCCGCUGCCCCGCGAGUCUCUUUCCUCCGCAAGCUGCGUCUCUCGAGGCUGUUGGGCAACUUUUCUGGACCACGAUCCUGCAGCCCGGAGUCCGUGACGUGUGUCACGUCUAGGUAGCCGCAGGGGUCUUUGCGUAGUGCAGGGGAUCUGGGGGCUGCCGAGGAACCUAGUGGUGUCUCCUCCCCCUGGGACUUUUCUUGCUAAUGGGCGCUCGGUAGCGGAUGUGUGCAGAUCCCGGCGAGAGCGAGGGACACCCGGAGAGUUGCGUGCGGCCGCUCCUGGGUCUUGCAAAGUCUGGAGCUAGGAUUGUGCGUUCCAGAGUCUCCUAUUUUGGUGUGUGGAGGUGAUCUAGGGAGGAGGCAGGUGCUGCAGGAAACUUAGGGGAAGCUUGCAGCCCUGCCAUUUCUCUCCAGUCCAGAGAAUUCAAAGCCCGGCAUCUCUGGGGUGGGUGGAGAGAAGAAAGCUCCAUUGAUCUCCUUUAUUAAUAAACGAAUGAAAUAAGCCACACCCCCCAAACGGUUGGUUUGACUGGAGAGGGCUUUGUUUUUAAAAGCCUCACUCGCUCAUCGCGGUCCCCACUCCCCCUUUUGAAACGAUCCUGCUAAAUCACUGUUCAGCCCUCACUCGACCAGCCAUUCUCGACUCUUAUUGGUGUGUUGCUCUGCCAAAAAGGGGGGUGGGAGGCCUGUCGCGGGCGCGGAGUGACAGGCAGGCUGCAUGGAGCAGGUAGGAGUGGUUCGCCAUCUGGCGGGGUGCGCGCCCAGGUCUGGCUCCCCUUUCGAGAGGUGAAUUUACAACCCAUGAAGCAUUACUCAGCAGGGAGGGAGAAUCCCGUAUCCUCAGAGUAAAAGUUGUUUCUGGAAUUGACCUCGCCAAGAAGGACAUAUUUGGAGCCAGCGACCCAUACGUGAAGCUGUCCUUGUAUGUAGCUGAUGAGAAUAGAGAACUUGCUCUGGUUCAAACCAAGACAAUUAAAAAGACGCUGAACCCAAAGUGGAAUGAAGAGUUUUAUUUUAGGGUAAAUCCAUCUAAUCACAGGCUCCUAUUUGAAGUAUUUGACGAGAACAGAUUGACACGAGACGACUUCCUGGGCCAGGUGGACGUGCCUCUUAGUCACCUUCCGACAGAAGAUCCAACCAUGGAGAGACCCUAUACAUUUAAGGAUUUUCUCCUGCGACCUAGAAGUCAUAAAUCUCGAGUCAAGGGGUUUUUGAGGUUGAAAAUGGCCUACAUGCCGAAAAACGGAGGUCAGGAUGAAGAAAACAGCGAGCAGAGGGAUGACAUGGAGCAUGGAUGGGAAGUGGUUGACUCCAACGACUCAGCUUCCCAGCACCAGGAGGAGCUCCCCCCUCCUCCCCUGCCGCCAGGAUGGGAAGAGAAAGUGGACAAUUUAGGCCGAACUUACUAUGUCAACCACAACAACAGGAGUACUCAGUGGCACCGACCCAGCUUGAUGGAUGUGUCCUCGGAAUCAGACAAUAACAUCAGGCAGAUCAACCAGGAGGCUGCACACCGACGCUUCCGCUCUCGGAGGCACAUUAGUGAAGAUUUGGAGCCUGAGGCCUCUGAAGGCGGUGGAGAAGGCCCUGAGCCUUGGGAGACCAUUUCAGAGGAAAUGAACAUGGCAGGAGAUUCUCUCAGCCUGGCUCUGCCCCCACCGCCUGCCUCCCCAGUGUCCCGGACCAGCCCCCAGGAGCUGUCGGAAGAAGUGAGCCGAAGGUUGCAGAUCACUCCGGACUCCAACGGGGAACAGUUCAGUUCUCUGAUUCAGAGAGAGCCCUCGUCAAGGCUUCGGUCCUGCAGUGUUACCGACACGGUUGCUGAGCAAGCUCACCUUCCACCGCCCAGCACCCCAACUAGGCGAGCCCGUUCGUCAACUGUCACGGGUGGUGAGGAAUCCACGCCAUCAGUGGCCUAUGUACAUACCACGCCGGGCCUGCCUUCAGGCUGGGAAGAAAGAAAGGAUGCAAAGGGACGCACAUACUAUGUCAAUCAUAACAAUCGAACCACAACUUGGACUCGGCCAAUCAUGCAGCUUGCAGAAGACGGUGCCUCCGGAUCAGCCACAAACAGUAACAACCACCUAGUCGAACCCCAGAUCCGCCGGCCCCGUAGCCUCAGCUCGCCAACAGUAACUUUAUCUGCCCCACUGGAGGGUGCCAAGGAUUCACCCAUCCGCCGUGCCGUGAAAGAUACCCUUUCCAAUCCACAGUCCCCUCAGCCAUCACCUUACAACUCCCCCAAACCACAACACAAAGUCACACAGAGCUUCCUGCCACCAGGCUGGGAGAUGAGGAUAGCCCCCAACGGCCGACCCUUCUUCAUUGACCAUAACACAAAGACUACAACCUGGGAAGAUCCACGGUUGAAAUUUCCAGUACACAUGCGGUCAAAAGCAUCUUUAAACCCCAAUGACCUGGGCCCUCUUCCUCCUGGCUGGGAAGAGAGGAUCCACUUGGAUGGCCGCACGUUUUACAUUGACCAUAGCAGCCAGGUGUUAUGUGGAGAGAAUGAUACCAGAGAGUCAGUGCCCUUAUACGAUAGUAAAAUUACCCAGUGGGAAGAUCCAAGACUACAGAACCCAGCCAUCACUGGUCCGGCUGUUCCGUACUCCAGAGAGUUUAAGCAGAAAUACGACUACUUUAGGAAGAAAUUAAAGAAGCCUGCUGAUAUUCCAAACAGGUUUGAAAUGAAACUUCACAGAAACAACAUAUUUGAAGAGUCCUAUCGGAGGAUCAUGUCUGUAAAGAGACCUGACGUCCUAAAGGCUAGGCUGUGGAUUGAGUUUGAAUCAGAGAAAGGCCUGGACUAUGGGGGCGUGGCCAGAGAAUGGUUCUUCUUACUGUCCAAAGAGAUGUUUAACCCCUACUAUGGCCUCUUCGAGUACUCUGCCACGGACAACUACACACUUCAGAUCAAUCCCAACUCAGGCCUCUGUAAUGAAGACCAUUUGUCCUAUUUCACCUUCAUUGGAAGAGUUGCUGGCCUAGCGGUGUUUCAUGGGAAACUCUUAGAUGGAUUCUUCAUUCGACCAUUCUACAAGAUGAUGCUGGGGAAGCAGAUAACGCUGAACGACAUGGAGUCCGUGGACAGCGAGUACUACAACUCUUUGAAGUGGAUCUUAGAAAACGACCCCACGGAACUUGACCUCAUGUUCUGCAUAGACGAAGAGAACUUUGGGCAGACAUACCAAGUGGAUCUGAAGCCCAACGGGUCAGAAAUAAUGGUAACCAAUGAGAACAAACGAGAAUACAUUGACUUAGUCAUCCAGUGGAGAUUUGUGAACAGGGUCCAGAAGCAAAUGAAUGCCUUCUUGGAGGGAUUUACAGAACUUCUUCCAAUCGACUUGAUUAAAAUUUUUGAUGAAAAUGAGCUGGAGUUGCUGAUGUGCGGCCUUGGUGAUGUCGACGUGAACGACUGGAGACAGCACUCUAUUUACAAGAACGGCUACUGCCCCAACCACCCUGUCAUCCAGUGGUUCUGGAAGGCCGUGCUCCUGAUGGAUGCUGAGAAGCGCAUCCGGUUACUACAGUUUGUCACAGGCACCUCCAGAGUACCCAUGAAUGGAUUUGCCGAACUCUAUGGUUCCAAUGGUCCUCAGCUGUUUACAAUAGAGCAAUGGGGCAGUCCCGAAAAACUACCCAGAGCUCAUACAUGCUUUAAUCGCCUUGAUUUACCUCCAUAUGAAACCUUUGAAGAUUUACGGGAGAAACUUCUCAUGGCUGUGGAAAACGCUCAAGGCUUCGAAGGUGUGGAUUAAGGAAGGCUCCAGCGUCCGGGGCACUGCCCUUCCAGCAAGUUCCAAGCGCACUUUUGCAUUUGCCGAGCAGACUUUUGCAGAGCCGGUGGCAGAAGCAGUGGCCUGGCCCGGCUCUGGAGCCCAGCUUGUCUGGGCCCUGCCCAAGUUCCGCCAGGGAACCCAGCCCCAGCUCAAGUGCCGCCCCCUCACCGCCAAUUCUCAACUGGUUGCCGUGUACACUGAUUACAUUUCAGGAGGACGUGUUCUAUUUAUGUUGUGCCUCUGCAGGCAAAGCCCUUAAUAAAUAUUUUGCAUACUUUCUAAUGACAAUGAAUGGAAUUAAUCACGCUACAGGUAUAGUAUUACAACUCAUGUUUACUUUUUAAAAUGAUUUAGACUGAUUUUCAGCUUUUAUUUCAUUACAAUUAAAGAUGUCUCAUGUACUUGGAAAAGUGAGCAUAUUUUUUUUUGUAUUUGAAUUUCAUAUCAAGCUUAAUGUCAGUGACAUUUUUUUAUUUUUGAAGUACUUUGACACUCCCAGCCUCUACUUUAUUAGAAUUGGAAGACGAAUUUUUCUUCAAAAGCCUUCUACAGACAAAUACUUUUGAAAGAACUUCAAAUAUAACAUUAAGCAUAAUAUUUUUUCCAUACUCAGAAUGAAAAUAAACUGGAUAUUACCUUUUUUUUUUUUUUUGUACAAAUUUAAAUACUAGGUCCAGGCUGGAAGAAUUGUAACAUAGCAUGAUAUCUUUGUGUUAACUUGAAAGGACUGACCCCAUUGUCCCUUAGAAGUACUGACGUGUGCCAUCACGCAUUUAAGACAGGAUUGGACUGUCAUCUCGCAUCAGAAACCGUUACAAUUUCCUGUUGCUGUACAGCCUCUUCUGAACUCUCUUCUCUCUUUGGUGUUCAUAGAGACAUUUCCAAUGGCAUUGCUUGAUUCAAAACCAAGGAAACCAGAACCAUUGAUCUUCUAUCUCUGUGAUUGCUAAGCAGUAGCCAAAUAACCUUCCUUUGCUGUAUCUGCGUCCCUUCUGAAGGCACUUUAUGGAGGUCACAUCUGGUUUUGUUUCCAUUUUUUUUUUUUUUUUCACGAAUAUCACUCGUGGCGAUUGCUCCUGCCUCCCUGCACAAGUCUAUCCGGUGCGGUAUCUAUCAGGUGUGAACUUGGCUGCUAGCGUAUGAACCCAGAUGUGACGCAGAGCCUCUGCAGCGAUCUUCUCCAACUGUUCUGUAAUCUCUACUCAACAAUAAGGUUUUAGUUACUGUAUACACUUAACCAAGUUGUGUGACCUAUGACCUACUUUGCAUGCUCUGAUACUGUGUGCCGCCCCCACCCCCACCCCCCAGGUCGUGUCUGUUGUGUGCUAGUUUAAAAGUGACCUAGAAAGCCCAGUAGGAACCACAGAGCUCAAGCUGUCUGGCUCAAGUGGUGGAAGAGUGAGGGAGUCUGCAGUUUGUAAGUCUCGUUCUGUUGUGUUCUGAGAAGAUGCCUGAGGCAGUAUGGGAGUUUCAACACCCCUGCUGUCCCUUUAACUUGUAUUGUCCUAGACCCUGUCCUGGAAGUUAGAGGACGUGGGGUAUUUUUUUUUUUGAUCUCUUGCCAGUUGUGAAUAAGACAGAAAGACUGUGUUCUCUGUUACGUAAGAAGGGUCUUUGGUAGAAGAAAUUGCUCGUGUUUACACAGCUGUGGAUGCCAUGAAGAAGCCGUGGACAUUCUUGGUGGGUGAAGCCCUAGACGAUGGAAUCCUACCAAGCUGAACGUCGGCUUCUAUCCAUAUGCUAUCGAGUAAUUAUAGAAGCAAUUAACACUCACUGUUCUUGCCUCUGGUGAGAUAUUUUUCUCCUGUAGUUAACAGAUAUUGGGUGGGGGGAGGGGAGAUACUUUUUUUUUAAUAACCUUCCAAGUCCAGAACCAUCUCUGUUAUAGAGUGUGCCAAAGCCUGAGCUAAGCAGUGUAUUUUAAUCGAAGAAGAAACCAAAAUCUGUUCUAAGAACUGGGGUUCUAUACCUCUGUAGGCCCUUUAUUGAACAGCAUUAUUCACUAGAUGCAAAGGGAGCCAGCAAGAUGGCUCAGUGAGUCUGGGUGCUUGUCACCUAGCCUGACAUUCUGAGUUCAAUCCCUGGGACCCGCCUGAUAGGAGAGAACUGACUUCUACAAGUUGUCCUCUGACCCAAUAGAUUUACAAACAAACAAACAAAAGAUUAAAAAUAAGAAAAGAGGACUUAAUUCUGAUCUUUUCUAAGCCAAGAGCAGAAAAGACUUCUUAAAUCCACUCCAGGGAAUACUUGAAAGGCAAGUCAUUGUGACUAACACUUCAGUUCAUUGGCCCAUGAUCAUUUCAGAUUUUAACAGCUGUUACUGUUAUUGGAGAUCGGAGAGUUGGCCUGUUAGAAAUUAAAAAAUACAGUACAGCUUGCCGUUCCUCUGGUUUGUGAAGUUUCACUCGUUGCCUAAAAUGCCCGAUGCCUCGUCUCCAGACCUUGCUGCCCUUGCCUGGUCAUCUUUGUACAGUAAUUGUAAAUGGCAGUGGAGACUAUGGUGUUCCUGAGGGGCAAUGGCAGGUCACUCUCCCGAUCUCCCUACUACCAGCCAGGUGCUGUUUCCUUCUGAGCUGUGGAGAUCACACCAUCCUGUCGCCCUGCAAAUAAUUGUGGAUCAUUUACCUUGAGGCUGCAGAGUGGGUUCCAGGACUCUUACUUCACUGUGGAGGGACUUCGAGCAUCAGGUGGCUCUCUCAUGUUCCUGCCCCCUUUACUCCAUGCCAAACCUGGGAUUAGACAGCCUGCUGGCUCCAGAAAAAAGGUCUUGGUAGGCAUUAGUCUAUCCUAGGUGCCCCCAGUGCACUGUCCUUGUCUGUCUGAAGCACCCAUCUCUACCUUCCCUGGCCAGUCCUCUGACGGUUCACAAGGGCCAGAGAUAUGGACUUUAUUUUUGUUCCCAGGACUGAUGUAGCUUAGUGGCAAGUGUCUCCCUGGCAUGUACUUAGCUGUAGAUUUGAUCCUCAUUGCUGGGACUGGGGACGGGGUGGAUUAGAAACAAAAAUUCUGUUUCUGAGGACUUUUAGCAAGAGACAGAAAAUCCUGCCAUUCUGGUUGGAAAUUAUAUAAACCAACAUGACAAUAACUGUUUCCCCCCAAAAGGCUCAGGAGCUGACUUUUAGAAGUGAGGUUCAAAGUCUUUAACCACUUCUGAAUCUCAUAUGGCCUGUUGCUCUUGGUCUUGCUAGACUCCCGUUUGUUCUAAGAGUCAGGCUUAUGUAUAGCAGCUUCUAGCUGGUUCUCUAUUAUCCUGGUAAUAUUGUUUCUCAGCUCUGAAAUUUGAAAGUCUACGAAGAAAGCCUGGGUUCAUCAGCUGCCCAGCCCCACCUCUCCACUGAGCGCUCUCUCUCUCUCCAUCUCCCUCUCUCCCUCUUUCCCUCUCUCCCUCUCUUCCUCCCUCCCUCUCUCCCUCUCCCCCUCAACAGAAGGAAGGCUAUCUGUUGUCAUUCUCUUCCUGGCCAGUAGGAGUGCUGCUGUGCAGGGUCACUGCCUGCCCUGCUCCCUCUCUGGCUCCCAGAAGAUCACAUGCUACCUCUGUCUCAUUUACAAAUUGGGGUAUAUCCUAAGUCAUGUCAAACUGCCGAUUUCAGGACUGGGAUGUGUUUUAAAAAAAAAAAAGAAAAAACAAAAACAAAAAACUUAAACUCCACUUUGUACCUUAGAUUUUAAAACUGGGUAGAAAUGUAAUAUACAUUGGACCACUUUUUUAAGCCUUAAUGAACAGUGUAUAUACAUCUGUGUAUGCACACUCCACCCCAGAGUGUUUUCAGUGUGCCAGAGAAGCAGCUGUAGCGUUAGGACAUGAGCCUGUCUAGUGUUUCCUAGGAAAGGGAUAGUUUUCUGUUGGUAUAGCAUUUUCUAAGGAAACUACUCACUCAGCGCCUACCCUUUGUUAGAAGUGUUGACGCUCCAAGCACGCGUGUGAAGCACCAUGUAUCUUGGCCGGUUUCAUAUUUGUAAGAAGCACCGGUAGGAACCUAAGAGCAUCGGUUGGAGUGUGACCUCUGAUGCCCCUGCAUUCCCGCCACUGUGUCUCUGUGUAUUGAAAGCCUCUCCUGUGACCACAGCCUGUGUUGACAGAUGUCUGUCUGUCCCUGUGCAAUCCAGUCUGGGCCUCAGACUCAGACUGCUGUAUCUAGCCUACGUUGUCACAAUUUCCUUCUCUGUUAACUCUGUGACUGUUCUUCCUUUUGCUACUCUCGACGUAACAUAUAUACAUAUGUGUGUGUGUGUGUGUGUGUGUGUGUGCUAUCCAAAUAUAUUUGUAUAUAUUUGUAUAGCAUUUUUACACUUUAGGAGUAAUCUGGAAUUCAAAAGGGAAUGAGAGCUUACUCCCUUCCACAGUUUCCUCCAAGCCCUGUCCUGAGAAUUCUGACCCUCGACACCUGAGAGAACCCUAGAAGGACAUUAUUAGCUUGCUGUCAUUUCUGAACCCAGGAUCUGUCAUCAAAUGAAACAUGUUUAAAAAGUGACUCUGAAGGUGAAAAGAGUUUCAAGCAUUCCAAAUGAAUUCUCAGCGUUUCUUAACUUUUUAUUAUGACCCCCCUCCCCGCCCGCCACACACACACACACACACACACACACACACACACACACACACACACACACCUCCUAACGCAAAGCUGAGUGCUAUUUGAUACAAUAGUCAAAACCAAACUACCUUGACAUUUUUCUAAGACAGCUUAAUGGCUGAUGCUCGUCUUCACAGCCCGUGGCGGGCUUUAACGUAGCUCGAAUCUGGUACACGCAUAAAGUUUUACGGUCAAGUCCUUUUCUUUCUUCUUGAGAGACCUAAAGAGAUACUGUAGCUUGUUUUUCUGAUGGCAAAUGGGAACUGUGACAAAGUGAAGUCCUUGUAAAGCGGUGAUACAACUUGUCAAAUAUUUAAUAAAGAAUUACGGAAGCUGGAA
Messenger RNA from Mus musculus (house mouse), 12498 nucleotides. RefSeq names its product neural precursor cell expressed, developmentally down-regulated gene 4-like (gene Nedd4l). NCBI's taxonomy places the organism in Eukaryota, Metazoa, Chordata, Mammalia, Rodentia, Muridae. Bases 4946 to 7567 code for a protein of 873 amino acids. Gene Ontology annotation, molecular function: ubiquitin protein ligase activity; sodium channel inhibitor activity; ubiquitin-protein transferase activity. Gene Ontology annotation, biological process: ubiquitin-dependent protein catabolic process; regulation of monoatomic cation transmembrane transport; protein ubiquitination. Gene Ontology annotation, cellular component: Golgi apparatus; cytoplasm; postsynapse. The transcript is spliced from 32 exons. The record is from RefSeq and is a predicted model, not a curated record.